Messenger RNA from Linnemannia hyalina, 1251 nucleotides. NCBI's taxonomy places the organism in Eukaryota, Fungi, Mortierellomycota, Mortierellomycetes, Mortierellales, Mortierellaceae. The record is from the annotation of a GenBank genome assembly.
AUGACGCGCGCAAGACAGCUUCACGCAGGCUCCCACAGCUCCUGGUCCUCCAACCACUCCUCGUCCAGAGGCGGCUCGCUUCGAAACCGACGGCCCAAAACCAAGGACUCUCUUGAAAAGGAAAAACGUAUUCGCAGACUGGACGAGGCCAUUGUAACAGGAAACAUUGAAGAACUUCGUAAACUAUCUGUCACCGGAUCCGGCUUUGUCACCGACGGUAUCCGUCGCCGAGCAUGGCCGCUGUUGUUGCGCACCCAUGUUCCAAGACGACAAGCCGCCGCUAACACAUCAGUACCGCACAAAGACGACGACCAAGUCCGUUUGGACGUGAUCCGAUCCUUCACUCACCUCAGCAGCGAGACAAAGAGUCAACAAGCAUACAAGAAGCAAAAACAGGACGAACUCUUGCAUGUGAUCCUCGAUGUCUUGCAGCGACACCCAAAACUCUCCUACUACCAGGGGUUCCAUGAUGUUUGUACAUGCUUGAUUGUGGUCUUGGGCAAAGAGGCCGCAACAUUGGCGGCAGAGACCUUGGCGAUGUUCUUUUUUAGGGACUGCAUGCUGGAAAAUCUAGAGCCCGUGCUGGAGCAACUCUCGCUGAUGACUGCUCUCUUGAAGCUGGAAGAUCCAGAGGUCCAAGAGUUCCUGGACAGAUCGGAAACGCUCCCGUUCUUCCCGCUGAGCUGGGUUAUCACAUGGUGCGCUCACGACCUUCAGGACUUUAACAAGAUUGCCCGACUCUACGACUUUUUGAUCUGCUUCAACCCCCUCAUGUCCGUUUAUAUGGCCGCCGCUGUCGUCAUGUCACGGCGGGAAGAACUGCUGGAGGUCGAAUGCGACAACGCAAUGGUCCAUACGUUUUUGACCAAGUUCCCCAAGACCGUCGAUCUGGAGCUGAUCAUCUCACACGCCCACCAACUCUACAUAACAUACCCACCAGAAGCACUCCAGAAGCGCUCCGAAAUCUGGUUAGAUGAAAAUUCCUGCGUCAACACGUUCAGUCGGCCGGGAAUUCACCUCUACGAUAGCGCGGACGAAAAGAUCUCAUCCACACCCAUUGAUUUCACACCAAUCGACGAACUGUUGAGCAAACCCAGGAUCAAGAAGGAAAAGGGUGCCUCGGCAUUGUCAAAGUACCCCACGAACUCACUGCAGCUUUACAGUCGUAACAUGGCGGCCAUGCUUGUCUUCUCAGCUGCAUCUAUGGGCACUGCUACGCUCCUUCUCAUGAACUCUGCCAUGUUCAGGUAA